Molecule: messenger RNA, 1984 nt
Organism: Strongylocentrotus purpuratus (purple sea urchin)
Lineage: Eukaryota; Metazoa; Echinodermata; Echinoidea; Camarodonta; Strongylocentrotidae
Product: low-density lipoprotein receptor class A domain-containing protein 3
Exons: 6
Coding region: 79-1188 (369 amino acids)
Molecular function (GO): protein binding
Source: RefSeq, a predicted model, not a curated record
AUGUAUGAUUUUUCUUGGAUGAUGACCUCUACAAAGUAGUCUAGUAUGUUUAUUAAGUAACUCAAUCGCCGAUGGAAGAUGGCUAAUUUUUGGCUGCUUUUCAGUCGUACACAGCUGUUUGUUUCGUGCUGCUGUUGGAUUUGCCAUCACGUAAUUCCGAAUAUUACUGCUUUACCAGUUGGUUAUAAUUGCACAAUAGACCAGGAAUGCUUAACCUAUGAAUCAUGUAUUAAGGACAAACACUCUGGAUGGACAUCAUGUCGCUGUACACAAGCCCAUUUUUCCUGUAAGAGUCUGGUAUGUAAGAACGGAGGUACCUUUCAGCGAAUAGGAGAUAGCUUUGUAUGCCAUUGUGAUCUGUACUGGACUGGGAAAAACUGUGAAACAUUUAAAGGUCUACCAGACUCUCCUCCCAUCUCUACAUUCUGUAGCUCCAGUGAUUACCAGUGUCGGGACGGUUCUUGUGUGGUCGGUCAGUCGCUGUGUGAUGGUAUCCCAGAUUGUUCGGAUAGAAGCGAUGAAAUAGCAUGCUCAUCAAUGAAACCCAAUUCACAGUGUGCCAUAUGGGAGUUUGAAUGUGAAGACAAGUCAUGCAUUCCUCGCUACAAGUGUUGUGAUCUUUUCAAAGACUGUCAGAAAGGAGAGGACGAAAUAAACUGCAUAACACAGUUACGAGAUGUUCCAGAGCAGGAGCCCAAACCAGCUCCUUCUCCAUCGGGUGGAUCCAACCUGCUCAUCAUCACAUGCACCGUCCUCAUGACAGUCGUCAUAGUAACCCUUCUCAUCUACUUCCGUCGGGUCCGUAGCUCCCAGCGUCGCUUCUACUCCCCAGUCAGCUGGACCCUGAACCAGCAUGGUGAAGCCAUCAGCAUGCCCUACCACGUCUCCCAGCAUGCAAACUUCUGCCACCACCUGCCGCCCCACCGCUGCCCCAGGAUUAACGGUCUGGUGGGGUACCCACUGAGCAGCGGGGAACAGGUGCCGGGCGAGCCCCCGGAUGUUCUACUCGCAACGCUUGAAAUGACGGGAGGGCCACGGCGCUUCACGACGAGCAGGGACAGAUCAAAGGACAACGAGGGCGAUGAGAACGACAUCCCGCCGACGUACUCAGAGGUUAUCAAGUCGGAUGCGGAUACCCGACGGAGAGGCGGUGAUGAGACUCCGCCCCCUUCGUACGAGGAUCUCUGAUUGGCUGAUCUCGCAACGGUUCCUUGAUGGAACUAGGUGUUCAAUUGAUGAGUUACCAGUUUGGUUUCCUUGAGGGAAUUCCACCUCAUCAUCUAGGCCUCAUUUUACAAAACUUGUCAUCAGGGACCAAUGACAGUUUUUGUGAUAAGCUACUGAAAUCCUCGCUUCUGAUUGGUUAUAUAUCAGCAGAUUUUUCACUGAUUUUUGUCAUUUGUCAUUGAAAAAAAGGCUUUGUGAAACUGGUCCCUGAUCGUUGGUUUCGAUCAGGUUUGUAAGUUUCAAUGGCGAUCUCCAUCUAGCCCUUAUGGGGUUAAACCGAUGAUGCCAAGAGAUGUACAUUUCAUUAAGGUGUAUUGGAUCACCCGCUGGUAUAAAGUACUUUCUGGUCAAAGUAUGCAUUUUGUUGAUUUUGAUAUUUUCAUGGUAUGCAAACGAUGUACAUUUAAAGAAGUGAGUAGCGGUACAUGUACAGUUAACAACUACAUUGUUCAUACCCAAGUUUUGUAAAUUCUUUAAGAAUGUGAAAAAAAUGGUUGUCCAAAUUGAUGUUACUUGAGAGUGUGCCAUCAUUUAUUAAAGCUUACAUCUAAAAGUAUUCAACAAAGGCCCUAAUUUAACCAGUCCAACUUUCAUUCUUGAGUUAUGAAAAAUAAAGAAAAGUUAAAUUUACAAAGGAUACAAAUAAUUAAGUUGUUAACUGGACAUACAACGGGCAUACGUUGUUGUUACAGUUGUUAUCUGUUAAAGUCUAUCAAAUAUUUUUCUCCUUUUGAUAUGAUGUGACACCUUCCAGAAA